UUAUUAUUAAUAAUAUUCUUAUAGUUAAUUUAGAUGGAUAAAAGAAUUUGGACAUAUGCUAAAAUCUAUGCCAAAUUUAACUUCAAAUUUAACAUAUGCUAAAUUUAACAUAAAAUAUAGCAUUGCAAUAAAACUACACAUUUAUUUUUAAUGUUAAAUUUCAUUCCGACGUUGAUUUAGCUAGCAAUGAAGAUGAUCUGAUAACAAAAUUUAACUAGUUAUCCAACAUGUCUGUUGCCACAAAAGAAAUAUAAUUAAACUAAUCUGAAUUAUUGUAGUGACUUUUCUGUUGAUGUGUAAAUAAAAAUCAAAUUACUAAAAUAUAACAAAUAAAAUAGAAAUAAAAAAACCUAUAGUACCAUAGAAAAUGUUAAGGGAUUAUUUUCCAAAUACUUGUUUUGGGUAAAGUAUUUACACCAUUUUGUCCAUCUUUUCCUCUUAUCUUACAUUACCUAAUAAGCUAACUUAUUUACCAAAAAUACUCACUAUAUAAAGAAAUCUUAUCUCAUUUUAAAUUAAACUUUUACAUAGCCACUUUUUUUCUCUCUCUUUGCUCUCUUCUUCUCUCUUCUUUUCUUCUUCUUUUCUUCUUCUUUUUUAUUUGAUUUUCAGUUUGUCUCCUCCGAUUAUUUUUUCGUUCGUCUUUCCGGUCGCGCUUCCGUUUGUCUACUUCCGAUGGAUUUCUCGUCGUUUCUGGUCGUUUUUCCGUUCGUCUUUUCCGUUCGCGCUAGUCUGUUCGUCUUUUCCGUUCGCGCUAUGGAUUUCUCUACUCGUUUUUAGAUUUGUGUAAUUUUUUAGGUUUUUUUAAUGAUUUAAAUAUUUUAUAAAUAAAUUAUUGUAGAUCUAUAAUUUUUUGUUUAUAAAAUUGUUCUAUGAUUCAUAUAAUUAUUUAUUUUGUCUUCUCUUAUCCAUAGAUUUGUUUAUUGCUAUUGAUUUUGUAAAGAAAAUAUUGAUUUAUGGUGCAUUUGUAAUAAUUUUAUAAUAUCUUAUGUUUUAGUGUAUUUUUGGUGUAUUAACAGUGUAUUUCUGCCGUUUUUUAGUGGUGCAUUUACAGUGUUUAUGGUGUAUUUGCAGUGUUUCAUGGUUAAACCACAAAAAACACUACAGAAUGUCAUAAAUACACUACUUAUACACUAUAUAUACACUAAUUUUACACUAUAAACACCAUAAAAACACUAUAUAUACACUACUGUUACACUAUAAAAAAUAAAAUAAAAAAUUUCAGGAAAAAAAUAUAUAAAAAUAAAAAUUAACACUAUAUAUACACUAAUCUUACACUAUAUAAAAAAAACUGCCGGUCGGUUGGGUCGACCGAACCGAAAAACCGAAAACCGAAAUUGAAAACCGAAAGGUAUUUUUCGUAAAUGAAAAAAUCAGAAAACAAAAGUCAAAACUUGCAAUGUAAAGUUAUAAAUAAAAUAUCAAAACAUGUAUUUUAAAAAAUUACCACAAAUUUUAACCAUGCUAUUUUCUUAUAUACUUUCACUACAUAUAUUUAGUUGAUUUUAUAUAUUUAUUUUUUUUAUUAAUUAAUUAUGUUUUUUUUUGUUUUGCCUUUACUCUCUGCUGAGUACUUGCAAUCAUCUUUGUCCUCCACAAACUCUCUUCAGUCAUCUUCUACUCUCCUUUUCUUCUAAAACACUUUCUCUUCUCUAUAAAAGCAAACCCAUUAACCCCAACAACUAUUCAACCAUGGCUGACCCUUACUCCAACUUCUUUUCUGGUUUUUUCAACUUCAAUAACAACCCUCAAAACCACUACCCUUCUUCCCCAUCUCCAUCUCCAACUCCACAAUAUUUUCACAAUUCUCAUAGUAACUAUGAUCAUAAUUACCAGAAUCAACCUUAUAAUUUCCUUUAUCAAAUUAAUAACAGACCUCCUUCUCCUCCUUUAAGAGAAGCCCUACCCCUUCUAAGACUAAGUCCAACAAGAAAUGAAAAUAAUCAACAAGGUUGCACUAUGGAUUUGGACAAGAUGACCAAAUCUGAAGAUCAUCAUCAUGAGAUCAUGAGCUUGUUUUGUACAAAUUCUAAUGAUAAUAAUCAUAAUAAUGAUGAUGAUGAUGAUGUUGAAGAUGAUGGCGAUGAUGAAACUGUUACUGUUGCACUUCAUAUAGGGUUACCAAGCCCUAGUGCUGCAGAAAUGGCAUCUGUGUUAUCUUCUAAUUCAUCAGAGUUGGCAAUUACUGAAAAAGAUGGUGAUGAUGAUCAUGAAGACUCUUCUACAACUGGGUAUCCUGUAAUUAAUAGGAUUAACAAAGGUCAAUACUGGAUCCCUACUCCUUCCCAGAUUCUAAUUGGUCCUACUCAGUUUUCAUGUCCUGUUUGCUGCAAAUCCUUCAAUAGAUACAAUAACAUGCAGAUGCAUAUGUGGGGGCAUGGAUCACAAUACAGAAAAGGGCCAGAAUCAUUAAGAGGAACACAACCAACAGGAAUGCUAAGAUUACCAUGCUACUGCUGUGCAAUUGGGUGCAGAAACAAUAUUGAUCAUCCUCGAGCUAAACCACUUAAAGAUUUCAGAACUCUUCAGACACACUACAAAAGAAAACAUGGAAUCAAACCAUUCAUGUGUAGAAAAUGUGGUAAAGCUUUUGCUGUAAGAGGAGACUGGAGAACCCAUGAAAAGAAUUGUGGAAAGCUUUGGUAUUGUACUUGUGGAUCUGAUUUUAAGCAUAAGAGAUCACUUAAAGAUCAUAUUAAAGCUUUUGGUCAUGGCCAUGCAGCUUAUGGUAUUCAUGGAUUUGAAGAAGAAGAUGAACCUGCUUCUGAAGUUGAACAAGAUAAUGAGUUCUUGCACUGAAUUAAUUAGUUAAUUAUAAUGGACUUAAUUUUUGUUUAUAAUGGUUUUGAAGUAAGAACUGUGUAAGCAUCAAUUUUACUUGAAAAAGCCACUUUUAAAUUCUC
Mercurialis annua (annual mercury) is the source of this 2903-nucleotide messenger RNA. Its product is annotated as zinc finger protein WIP2. Gene Ontology annotation, molecular function: DNA-binding transcription factor activity. The record is from RefSeq and is a predicted model, not a curated record. Lineage: Eukaryota; Viridiplantae; Streptophyta; Magnoliopsida; Malpighiales; Euphorbiaceae. Bases 1693 to 2799 code for a protein of 368 amino acids. The transcript has 2 exons. Gene Ontology annotation, biological process: regulation of gene expression; anatomical structure development. Gene Ontology annotation, cellular component: nucleus.